UCAGGCUGGACUGCAUGAAUUGCAUUUCAUUGGCCGCGUCCAAAACCGCCUGUUAACGUUAGACGUCUUUCUAAACAGCAAAUAGUGUAAGCCCAAAAAAUAGUGCACCGCCUGCAGAAGGCGUUUUGUGUACUACAGCAGAACGUGGUUUUAAGCUCAGCUGUUGUGUCAUCUGCACCAUUAACGUUCACAAUCUGCAGAGAUGCUGAACCGAGCGAGUGUGGCCAGCGCAUGCGUAACGUGAACACUGCAGCAGGCCUCAUUACUCACAGCUCUGGCUAUGGAGGACGUGACAGCAGACAGCAUUACUCUCCAGAUGCUUCAAGAAGCUCGGGACACAGUCACUUCCAGCCCUUUGGGAGUCAUCAGCACCCCUCUGAUCCCCUGGUGCCAGACCACUCUGCCAUCCCACUUGUCCUGUAACAUUCAUCUAAAGCUGGAGAACAUGCAGAGGACUGGGUCAUUUAAAAUCAGGGGUGUUGCAAAUCAGUUUGCCCGGCAAUCCAAAGAUGGUCAUUUUGUCACAAUGUCUGCUGGGAAUUAUGGGAAGUCCUUUGCAUAUGCCUCUAAACACUAUGGAACAAAAGGUAAAGUUGUGAUGCCUGAAACAGCCCCCAUGUCCAGAUCUCUUCUAAUACAAAGUUUUGGUAUUGAGGUUGAGCGAGUGCCAACACCGUGUCUUAUGGAUUUAGUCAAUCGAUGUGUUCAAGAGGACAACAUGACUUUUAUGCAUUCCUACAAUGACCCAGACCUCAUAGCAGGACACGCCAGUCUUGGAUUUGAGAUUCUGGAGGUGGUCCCUAAUCCAGAUGUUGUGGUAGUGUGCUGUGGUGGAGGGGGCUUACUUGCUGGAGUGGCAGCUGCCAUUAAACUGUCUGGAUGUGAAAGGACAAGAAUCUAUGGAGUGGAGCCAGAAGGAGCAUGCACCAUGUACAAAAGCUUCAUUGAGAAGAAGCCUGUCGGCAUGGACAGCAAAAGCAUUGCCUCUGGUCUUGCGCCACCGUUCGCAGGUGCUCUGCCAUAUGCAUUGUGUCAAAAGUAUGUGGAGAAGAUAGUGUUGGUGACUGAUGAAGAAAUCAAGUCUGCUGUGUCCACUCUCUAUAGAGCCGGCCUGGUUGUAGAGCCCUCAGGAUCUGCUGCUUUUGCUGCCAUUGUUAAUGACAGAAUACCUGACAUUACGGGCAAAAACAUUGUGAUCAUCCUGAGUGGAGGGAACAUUGGAAAAGAUGAGCUUAUGAACUUCCCUGAUUGAGUUAUACAGUCAUUUAGAUUAAGCUUUUGUAAUAGCGAUUCAAGUACAAUGAUUUUUAGACUUAAUUACAGUGGAUUACAAUGAUAUUGAGCUCUGUAAUCAGUUUUUGUCCAAAAUAAAAUUAUCAGGCUGUUUUCAAAUGUAAAACUCUAAAAGAGCCCACAUGCAAAAAAUGGUAUUGUUUUCAGCAUAUGCAUUACUUGACCUUUUCAAUGUUUCCUCCUGUCAUAUUGUACAAAUUAUUCCAGAAUAAUUGAACAGAAUCAUGGAAAUUUUACCCACAUUAUGCAUUGAAUCAUUUCCUAAAGUAUCAUAAUCUGAUUAUUGAUUUGGGAUCGGAAGUUCAUAGCCCUAAUAUCUUACUCUCUUUUUUGUGAAUAGAACUUAGAGCAUGAAUUUAUGGUCAUUUUAUGGACAGACUCAUAUGACCAGUAGAGCUAAAUCAAUGUCUAACUGUUAUUUUUCUAAAAUGUUCUUACAUGGAGAACACUGAAGUCAAAUAAAAGACAUUUAUUAGGACAUGCA
Messenger RNA from Pygocentrus nattereri (red-bellied piranha), 1777 nucleotides. It is a transcript of the gene srr, whose product is annotated as serine racemase. Bases 281 to 1252 code for a protein of 323 amino acids. Gene Ontology annotation, biological process: L-serine catabolic process; L-threonine catabolic process. The transcript has 7 exons. Lineage: Eukaryota; Metazoa; Chordata; Actinopteri; Characiformes; Serrasalmidae. The record is from RefSeq and is a predicted model, not a curated record. Gene Ontology annotation, molecular function: pyridoxal phosphate binding; L-serine ammonia-lyase activity; threonine deaminase activity.